UUUCUCCGAAUCUGCUAUGACCUUGUACGUGAGUAGGCGUCAUAUUUUUAUUAUAUAAUUUAUACCUACAUAAUGUAAAAAGACGCUCGUUCAAGUUUUCACAGGAGCUGUCAUCGAGAAAAUAAAGAAAUGGAAAUAUUAUAGUACUAUACCGGGCAAGCUAUAACUUAAUUAUUAUAUGUAUUACAUAUAAAACCUGUGAAUAAAAUUGAAAUUGUGGAAAAAAUAAUGGAAACAGUUGGAAAUUAAUACAUAUGAUGACAAAUGUACUUACAUAUUCUUUUGUAGAGCUCAUAGGAGCACCAUGAGCCAUCAAACAAGUAUUGAUAAAUAUUUUAAAUCGAAAUUGCCCUCUAAAAGUUUCAGUAGCAUGAACCAGAAUUCCGCAGGAAGUAAAAAAAGAUUUAGUUUGAGUCUCGCAAACGGACCCCCCGUAAAGACACUAAAAAAUGAAUAUACUAAUUCCAUAGUAAACAUAUGUCCAAAAGCGGAGACCUCUUCAAGAUUCCCAAGCCCUGAAAGGGAAAAUUGCAAAACUGAAACUUUAAUUGAUUCCAUUAAAUCUGAAAUAAGCCCGACAACCCCACGGAAAUCGCCAAAAUCAUUCGGUUCUCAAGGAUCUGGAUCAAAAGAUAAAUUUUACUCACCAAACAAAAAGCGAGCUGUUUUAAAAAAAAGAAGUCCAGUCAAAAAGAAUUUAGCUCGAGAUUCAUUUGGAUGCUUAGAAAACGAUAACUCAAUUGAUCAUGUUUUCAAAGCUGCAAGUGAUGGAAUGGAUGAUAAAACUAUAUUUCUAUUGAACAUCAUCUAUAAUUUUUUGAAUAAUGAGAAUUUGAAGAACCUACUAGAUGAAUGUUCUCAGACUCUUUUAAGUAGAUGUCUUCAUGUGAAAAAGCCUGGUGUCAGAGUUAUAUGUAGAUUGUAUUGGAGGCAGGCCACCAUUUACCGCUGGGAUGAUCUUGAAAAUAUCAGCAAUGAUAGGUCUAAUAAAAUUCAAAAACAAAUAGUACAAGAAAUGAUCAGUGAUCUAGUGAAAAAUGGUUUCCUUGAAAAUGUUAAUUCUGAUGAUACAUGCAAAUUAAAUUUUCAUGAGAUAACUUCUAAAUUGAAAGCUGAUGAAUUGAAACAAAUAUGCAAGGAAUUAAAUAUAAAGGUUCAGUCCAAACAAAGUGCAAUAAAAUUAUUAGAGAAUUACAGCAACCAAAGUUCCAUCAGCAAGUUCUUUAUACAAGCGAAAGAAAACCCUACCAACAACAAGACCAGACUCUUGGAAAUAUUUAAAAAAAAAUUAGGGUCGUGCUACAAGUUAACUGAAAAAGCAAGAAGUACACUGUAUGAGCUGUAUCUAUUGACAUACUUAGGAAUGGGCUACUCAAUUAUAAGAGAGAAGAGGCUGGAACUUACAUUACUGUAUGAGAAGAUUAAUCGUGAGACAUUUCCAAUUAUCGAAAACAGGGAUAUUGAUGAUGCGAGUGUUGUUUUCAAAAAUCGAAAAGAGUUUGAGAAGUAUCUAGACGCUCAUUAUAUAUACGAAAAGUAUAUAAUCGAGACGGACGAUAAAGUCAAAUGUAUUUUAGUAGAAACGGUGUAUGAAAUGUACAAGAAAAUUGACAAGGAAGACAUGAUUAGAUACACUUCACUACCAGAGUGGUUGCGUCGAUAUACGCCGCCAUAUAUAUUUGUGAAAAUAUUAGGCGAAGGGAUCCAGUCGCUGAAGCGUAAUAAAAGUGACGUGUCUUCGAACUUCGCCGUUGAAAUACUCAGUGUGCUGAUAGCGCAGGACUCGUUCAGGCAACACAAGAAAGCUGGCUGGUAUACCGAAAAAGCUUUAAUACUACAGAAAUAUCUUGGACGGCACGAUGAAGCGGCCCAGUUAUUAUUGGAAGGACUUCAGUCCAACAAACUUUCAGACGACGCCAAAGACGCGAUGCGACCUCAAGCUGUCAAAAUAUCGAAGCAGAAAACAAAUGUAGGAAACAAACUAAGAAUAAUUCUCAACGAAAUCGCCAAUGAAAAUAUCAAAUUGGAAAAGGAUUUGAGCGCUGAGCAUUUACACAAAAAUCCUAUGGAUAACUGGUAUAAAGGCAAAUUGAAGUACGAGGUUUGCAUAGAUGGGAUAAGGCAAGCCAUUGAGGUUGAAGAUUACUGUAUCUGGCAUUACAUUAACAACGGAACGUACACCCACGGUGAUCACUGGGAAGGCAGAAUAAUCACGACAAUAUUCUUUCUGCUGUUCUGGGAUAUCAUAUACUCGAAACCUGCUCACGCACCAGGUAUAUUCCUCAGUCGCUAUCAGAGGUAUCCAUUGGACUUGUACUGCGAUAGUUUCUACACGAAUAGAAAGAGUGAGAUCGACGAGCGAUUGAGUAGUCUAGCGGCGGGCAGCGCAGAGGAUAUGUUGGAGGCCAUGAGACGCGUGUGGGACUCGAGGCCCGAGGGUGAACUAUCUGGACUAACGAGGAGCAUAGAGUGGGACAGGAUAGAGAUGGUGGCGGGUUGCCUGGGGCCGCGGCGGGUGGGGGCGCUGUGCGAGCGACUCGCCACGAACUACGGGCACGCGCACAGCGGCUUCCCCGACCUCACGCUGUGGAACGCACACACGAAAACAAUAACGUUCAUGGAGGUGAAGUCUGACUCAGACCGUCCGUCCGUGAAGCAGCUGCAGUGGAUGCACUAUCUCCAGCAGCGCGGGCUCCGCACGGCCUUCUGCUACGUCGGCGGAGACUCCGGGCGCCGCGCCAGGCUCGACCGCCCCUGACGCUGCCUACUAUACACGCCAAUCACUGUGUCUGUCACACGCCCGUCAUAAUAAUCACCUUAUCGUCUCAACGAAACCGAUCCUGAUUUGAUUUUUUGAAGUGAAACUUCUUUAGAAUCGUUGUGAUGUGAUUUCAAACUCGAUGAAACGAAAAUGAGAUAGAACACAUUAUACGUGAAGUUAAAAUAUCAAUUCACAGAGGGCGCUGCCUCAUAUUAUAAAAGAUUUUUUUUUAUUGCUUAAAUGGAUGGACCAGCUCACAGCCCACCUGGUGCUAAGUGGUUAAAUGCGCCACCCACCUUGAGAUAUAAGUUCUAAGAUCUCAGUAUAGUUACAACGGCUGCCCCACCCUUCAAACCUAAACGCAUUACUGCUUCACGGCAGAAAUAUACACGCCUAUUUCUGUGUCACACGCCCGUCAUAAUUUUUCUACCUAUUCUUGUAACCUCGAGAGGCUAUUCUAGAUUCACCGAGCUGGUAGGUGAGCUCACGGGGCUUAAAACGGGAGUGCUGCUAACACUGGCCCUAGCAAGAGCAGUGCUUCCCGGAAUCUACCACGGGAUCGGGAAUGCGACCCACUGAGAAGAUCCGGCGAGAAACUUAGUGGGCUGUGUCUGUGGGUUAAUUUACUCGCCGAGCCUUUUCGCUCGAAAGAAAAGGACGGGUCCGACAAGGACGGUGACCCGUUGUUGUGAUACCUAAAAGCACCGUUAAUGGAUUGAAAGGAUUGGUAAUGACGUAUUUAGGGCGAUUAGGAGAGAAGUAAAUUUUUAUAAAAGCUAUACUAUGAAUUUUGAUUAUUCAAAGACUUAAGUAGAAUGUAACUUUAAAUUUUAUUAUUAAUAUUUUGUAAAUUUGUAUGAAGACCUCAUGACUAAUAAGAAAAAAGGUGCGUCUAGAAUAAUUUUCAUCAACAGUAAGAGCGAAUUAUUUUUUAAAUACGAUCAUUAAUGAGCACCUCAUUAAUUUUGUAUCAAAUAGUAAAAUCAGUUUUGUAAUCUGUUUAUGUAAAUUAUAAGAGUGUAAAGAAAAGAAGUAGUACUUCUUGUAAGAUGAAUUGCCGCGCUUGCGCUGUUUGAAAUGAGAUUCUAAUGAAUGUGGAUAUGUCAAAUAAAACAGCGGUGACAGAGAUGAAGAAAUACGAAGCUAUUAAAUUAAUUUCUAUUUAGAAUUGUGAACGAAUUUACUAUAAAAAUAGACUUUAAAUGUCGCUUCAUUAGAGUUUAUAGAUCUUAUAUAUCGACGCUUGAAAGGCAAACGUGACUAAGCGUCAAUGCGUGAAAUUUACAGUAGACUAAUUUAAAGUUGAAAUACCUGAAAAAAAAUUCUAUUUUAACGAAUCUAGCUGUAGGAUUGAAAUGAUUUUAAUAGACCUAGAAAUAUAUUUUUUUUGCGCAUCGAAUAUGGUUAUUGCCUAUCAUUUAUGUACAAAGCAGUUAUUGUCGCUUAGUCACGUUUGUCUUUCAAGCGUCGAUAUAUUAAGUUGAUGUAUGUCCUAAACUAUAUAGUGGUUGGGAUGACUUCGAUGAGAUUUUGAAGAUUGUCCUGUUGGUAGUGAUGACGUCAGAAUACAAUUAAAUGUCGACGGUCAAGCUCUUCACUAGUGCUCUACAAGCUAACAUUAAUGUCAAAUAUACCUCGAGGACCGAAGCAUUGCGUCAAAUAUACUUUUAAUAUUUUUACAUCGAGUCAUUUAUAGCAUUUUUCUUUUUCGGUCUUAAAAUGAUCACAUAUCAUAUGGUAUAAUAGGUAUAAUGCAUUUAGGUAAGCCUCUGAGGACAAGAUAAAGUUUUAUUCUGUUGAAAUGUUAUUAUGAUAUUUAAACGUUUUGGUUAUUCUAAUGUUCGUGGGUAAAGUAGAAGGCUGCUAAUUUAAACUUACCUCUUGAUAUCACAACAGUAUCUGCAUACGUGCGAACUUUAGUAUAUGAUGUAUUACUAUUCUGCAAAGAACGAACCUGUUCCAACAAGAUGGAUCGAAGUCGUAUUGAUUUCAUUUCCGAUCCUUCAGACCGAAUGGUAAACAGUCGACGUCGCCCUAAGCACGUCAUUUCGGAUCCUCCCGAUCCACUAAUGGUGCUUUUAGGUACCUCAAGCAUUGGUCAUCGUUCUCGUCGAACCCGUCGCUUGCGACAAAGGGCUCGGCUAAUAAACUAACAGACCACAGACACAGCCCACUGAGUUUCUCGCCGGAUCUUCUCAGUGGGUCGCGAUCCGGUGGUAAAUUCUGCGAAGCGCUGCUCUUUCUAGGGCUAGUGUUAGCAACGUCGUCAGAUUAGAGCCCCGUGAGCUCACUUACUCGUUCUAUGAAUCUUAGUAUAACCACUCGCGGUUACUAGGAUAGGUAAAAAAAAAGUAGCGGUUUUGUCCGUGAAAAAUUAAUGUUUCUUUUUUAUAGCUUGUUUACUUAUUUGUUUUUAUUUUUAAGAAUAAUUGAUAAUAGAAGUUACAUUGAUUAUUUAUGAAUGUGAUAUAAAUAUAUUUUUAAUAAAAACUUUGUAUCGAAAAA
This is a messenger RNA of Bombyx mori (domestic silkworm), 5266 nucleotides long. RefSeq names its product fanconi-associated nuclease 1. Gene Ontology annotation, cellular component: nucleus. Lineage: Eukaryota; Metazoa; Arthropoda; Insecta; Lepidoptera; Bombycidae. The transcript is spliced from 11 exons. Gene Ontology annotation, biological process: interstrand cross-link repair. The record is from RefSeq and is a predicted model, not a curated record. Gene Ontology annotation, molecular function: 5'-3' exonuclease activity; 5'-flap endonuclease activity; flap-structured DNA binding. The coding region runs from base 305 to 2758 and encodes 817 amino acids.